Messenger RNA from Otolemur garnettii (small-eared galago), 2488 nucleotides. It is a transcript of the gene FAR2, whose product is annotated as fatty acyl-CoA reductase 2. Bases 251 to 1507 code for a protein of 418 amino acids. NCBI's taxonomy places the organism in Eukaryota, Metazoa, Chordata, Mammalia, Primates, Galagidae. Gene Ontology annotation, molecular function: alcohol-forming very long-chain fatty acyl-CoA reductase (NADP+) activity. Gene Ontology annotation, cellular component: peroxisome. Gene Ontology annotation, biological process: long-chain fatty-acyl-CoA metabolic process. The transcript is spliced from 11 exons. The record is from RefSeq and is a predicted model, not a curated record.
UGAAAAGCUGCUGGUCUUGGGAUACUGUGAGCAACUCUUUCACUGCUCUUUAGAAGUCAUCUAAAUUCUUCUGCCAUAUUUCCUGCUCAGCUCUUAUUCAGACCUUCUGGUUCUAAAGAAACCUGCAGCCAGAGAAAUAAGCAAAAAGCUGUUUGAGAAAGUCAAAGAAGUUUGUCCAAACGUGCAUGAGAAGAUCAGAGCCAUUUAUGCAGAUCUCAAUCAGAGUGACUUUGCCAUCAGCAAGGAGGACAUGCAGGAGCUGCUCUCCUGCACAAACAUCAUUUUCCACUGUGCAGCCACUGUGCGUUUUGAUGACUCACUGAGACACGCUGUGCAGCUUAAUGUCACUGCCACCCAGCAGCUCUUGCUUAUGGCUAGUCAGAUGCCAAAGCUCGAAGCCUUCAUACAUAUCUCUACCGCCUUUUCUAAUUGUAACCUGAAGCACAUCGACGAAGUGAUCUAUCCGUGCCCUGUGGAGCCAAAAAAAAUCAUUGACUCCUUGGAGUGGCUAGAUGACUCUAUUAUUGAUGAGAUCACACCCAAGCUGAUCGGAGAUCGGCCUAAUACUUACACCUACACCAAGGCCUUGGGAGAGAUGGUGGUGCAGCAGGAAAGUGGGAACCUGAACAUUGCCAUCAUCCGGCCCUCCAUCGUGGGAGCGACCUGGCAGGAGCCGUUUCCGGGUUGGGUUGAUAAUCUAAACGGACCUAGUGGGCUCAUUAUUGCGGCUGGGAAAGGGUUUCUUCGGUCCAUAAAAGCUACUCCCAUGGCUGUGGCAGAUUUAAUUCCAGUUGAUACGGUCGUCAAUCUCACCCUAGCGGUAGGAUGGUACACUGCGGUGCACAGACCUAAGUCAACGUUAAUCUACCACUGUACAUCUGGUAACCUCAAUCCGUGUAACUGGGGCAAGAUGGGAUUCACAAUCUUGGCAUCAUUUGAAAAAAUCCCAUAUGAGAGGGCUUUCAGGAGGCCAAACGCUGACUUUACAAGCAACAAAUUCAUGAUCCAGUACUGGAACGCAGUCAGCCACCAUGCCCCAGCCAUCAUCUACGACUUCUAUCUGCGACUCACAGGGAGGAAGCCCAGGAUGACCAAGCUCAUGAAUCGACUUUUACGAACUGUGUCCAUGCUGGAGUACUUCGUCAACCGGAGCUGGGAGUGGAGUACGGACAAUACGGAGAUGCUGAUGUCUGAGCUGAGUCCUGAAGACCAGAGAGUAUUCAACUUUGAUGUGCGCCAGCUGAACUGGUUAGAAUACAUUGAAAAUUACGUUUUAGGAGUUAAAAAGUACUUAUUGAAAGAAGAUAUGGCUGGGAUCCCAGAAGCAAGGCAACACUUAAAAAGGCUCCGAAAUAUUCACUACCUCUUUAAUACUGCACUCUUCCUUAUCGUCUGGCGCCUUCUAAUUGCAAGAUCUCAGAUGGCUCGGAAUGUCUGGUUCUUCAUCGUGAGCUUCUGUUAUAAAUUCCUUUCCUACUUUAGGGCAUCCAGCACACUCAAGGCCUGAGAACAUUUGGCAAUCACCUUUUAUCUGGAACCUCUCAGAUACCUUAAAAACAGCAAACUGUGGUUCUCAAGACUAGGAAGUAACAAGGAAUAUGCCCAAGCUAUCACAUGGGCUGUUACACAUUCUUCCCCACUCUUUAAUUAUAUAUUCUUAUUUUGGCAAGAGGAGAGUCAUCAUAACCUACCCUAUAACUACAAAUAUUUUAGGAAGACAUUUCCAACUUGUUUCCUGAAAUCCUAUUCUAUGCUCUUGCAUAUUAAACAUGGAAAGUGCUCCCACGGUCUUAUAUUUAUGUUUUAUUUUCUCCUUGAGAUGAUUAGUUUAAACUCAGUAAAUGUGGAGGAACACAUGGCAGAAGGUGGAUUAAACUAGAGACAGUACUGACCUUGAAACCACUCUGGGGUAUGCAGUGGGAAGAUUCAAAGUCAAGAGGAGUAGAGAAACAAUCACCUCACUCUCCUUACCCAUGCUGUGGGAGAAAUACUUCCCCUGAAAAUGGAAAUUACCUUGGAGUCCUUGUUGAAAGGUGGGGAAACCAGAAAAACACGCUCUGAACACUUUUUUUUUUCUUUGUACCUAUACCCAUUUCCUAAACCUAAAAAGGCAACAAUAAGAGUAAAUAAGUAUGAAUAGAUGAGGAGCUAAGCAUAUUUGCCUUCGAGAAUCUCAUAAUUUGAAUUUGACAAAAAUUAUUUCUAAAUACUUUUAAUCCCCAGUUUUCCUCAUAGAGUUUCCUUCUUGUCCAUUGAAGUUGUCAAACUCCUUAUAUUUAAGCUAUUUUUCCCUCAGGCCUCAAUUAGAGCAGCUAACAGGUGGGGGGAGGCAUCUUAGACUACAAUUACACAAACUCCCAUUCAUCGGAUCUUUGCCAUUGAGGAAGCAAAAUUUCAAAUAAAACUUUAAAUUCUAAUUUGGGUUAUCUUGUAUAAAGUAGGGAAGAUUACUCUUCUGUGAUCAUCAGAGGAUUUACUAGUAUCUUGA